Molecule: messenger RNA, 1578 nt
Organism: Gossypium raimondii (Peruvian cotton)
Lineage: Eukaryota; Viridiplantae; Streptophyta; Magnoliopsida; Malvales; Malvaceae
Product: protein PHYTOCHROME KINASE SUBSTRATE 1
Exons: 1
Coding region: 207-1466 (419 amino acids)
Biological process (GO): phototropism
Source: RefSeq, a predicted model, not a curated record
UCGUAGGGUGUAGCUCCAAAUUUGGGAAAAAAGAAUAACCAAGUUUUGGUGAAGCCCCAAGCAAGCAUGGGGUCCUACGUAAUUUAACAGCCAGCGGAUGUUUUUUAAGGCUACUUAUUAAGCCUAGCAGCGUGGAAGAAGCCCCUCAACUCAAUACACUCUUCUUCUUCUACCAUCAGAUAAGUUUGAGGUUCAGGCUUCGGUCCAUGGCUAUGGUUACAUUUACAUCCAAUCACAACACCAACCUCUCACAAACAUUGCCCUUUGAUAAAACCAAUGGCUAUCCAGUGAAGAAGAAAGAAGAAGACGGAGAAAUUGGAGUAUUCGGAGCUGAAAAAUACUUCAAUGGAGCAAUAGAUGCUGCUGCCGGUGGUGGUCCAAGACCAACAAAAUUGAUCCCAAAGAACUUGGAAUCUUGUACGAAACAAGAAGUGAUCACCAACCCAGAGCCGAUGAAGCCAUUGUUCCACGCUCCAAGCAUUCGAUCUGAAUCAAGCUGGAACAGCCAAAACCCUUUACUCCAUACUGUUAUCCAAAACCCUCCUCAGCAAAAACCCAGUAAGUCCAUAACUGCAAAGAGCUUUCUUUCUUGCCUUCCUGCCUGUAAAUGCUACUGUUUCGAUAGAAGCUCCAUUGAUAUCGAGGUUGGUGAAAUAAGUUUCAAGAGACCUAAUGGUGAGGUAAUACUUCAAAGCAAGCAAAAAAAAACAGCUGCAGGCAUUAAAGAAGACCUUUUCACUUUCCCAACAAUGAAUCCCGCUGUGGGUAUUCGGCCUGUUAGUGUGCCACUACAAGGAGAUGUGGAUGAAUUCGGGAGGAAAUCGUUGGAGGUUUUCGGGUCCCCGGUUCUUGGAAUUGGAAGGCGAAACAAGUCUUUGAACCUUGAGAGGAGGCUCAAAAUGUUGUCUUGGGAUCAUCAUGCUAUUCCAAAAGUUGAAGAAACUGAGAACUCUAAAGCUAAUUGUAAUGAUACCGAAAGUGAUGCAAGUUCGGAUUUGUUUGAGAUCGAGAGCCUAACGGGAAAACCCAAUUACGCACCGAGCGAGGCCAGUAUAGAGUGGAGUGUGGUCACUGCAAGUGCAGCUGAUUUCUCGGCCAUGUCGGACUAUGAAGAGGGAAGGCCGUCGUUGACUUUACCGAGCCCAAUAAAAACAUUUUACAUCAACAACACUACGAAAAUCAACAAAGAGAGGCCACGUUCGGGUGGUCUAUUGGGGUGUAACAGCUCGAAAACUGUUAAAAUCGCCAGAGAUGCACACAAAACAGAUCAGAAGGCAGGUUUAGACUCGAGGAUGCGCCGUGUGUCGGACUCCUACAUGCCUGUCACGAGAUUUAGAGCGGAAACUAAACUCGAGGCCGGUGCUUUUGAACCUACACGAACGCCGCAGAUUCUCCCCACUCGCUCCCUUCCUGUUCCCCAUUCACAUUCGCCACAGCAAGCUUCACAUCUGCUGUAUAUUCAGUAGCCUGGAAUAGCUUGGCGCUCGAGUUUAUCUUAGUACAUGUAAAUUUUGCGUAACUUAUUAUCAGGAAGUUUACUACUAUGAAUCUAUAGUAGUUGUAUUGAAUUCCAUAAAA